UUAAGCCUGUCCUCGGCAGAGAUUCUGAAGCGGCCAUGACCUGUAUUCUCUGUCAAACGUGUUGCUGCUAAGGAAAAAAGUGAGCCUGGAGAUCUAGUCAACAGCCUCACAAAUCUUGAAAUCCUUCAUUGCAGGUUUAUGGCUUCUGAGAAGCCAGCGGAGGCAGCCUGUUCUCAGCCCCGAAUGCAAUAAUUACAAUAGCACUCGCAAUGAUUAAUCAGCCAGUUACAGUGAGCUGAGGACCUGCCUUCAACAGAACAGGACUGGAUUUAGACUCCUGGAUGGUGGAUCGCCUCAAGUGCCCUUCAGAGACUGCUCAGAACCUCACCAAGUCCUGCUCAGUUUCUUGUUCCUCAUCACUCAGAGCUGCCAAAAUCUCUUCGAAAGUGGCCUCACCAUUUAACAUGCCCACUAGCAGUGUAUGACGGCUCUGAUUUCUCCACACCCUUGCCCUCCUGGUGGAUGUGCAGUGAUGAGGAAACUAAGACAGAGAGGUUGAGUAACUUGCUGAAAGUCACGUGUCUGGUCAGCAUGCGGCAGAUCUGGGAUCCGAACCCAGGCCUUGACCUUCUUGACCAGAAAUGAAAUCCUGUGCAUCCACGACUCCUUCCUGAAACUCUGUCCCCCUGGGAAGCACUACAAAGAGGCCACGCUGACCAUGGACCAGGUCAGCUCCCUUCCGGCCCUGCGGGUGAACCCUUUCAGAGACCGAAUCUGCAGAGUGUUCUCCCACAACGAUGUUUUCUCCUUUGAGGAUGUGCUGGGCAUGGCAUCUGUGUUCAGCGAGCAGGCCUGCCCCAGCCUGAAGAUCGAGUACGCCUUCCGCAUCUACGAUUUUAAUGAGAACGGCUUCAUUGAUGAGGAGGACCUGCAGAGGAUCGUCCUCCGACUGCUCAACAGUGACGACGUGUCAGAGGACCUGCUGACCGACCUCAUCAGCCACGUCCUGAGUGAGUCGGAUCUGGACAAUGACAACAUGUUGUCUUUCUCAGAGUUUGAACACGCAAUGGCCAAAUCUCCAGACUUCAUGAACUCCUUUCGGAUUCACUUCUGGGGAUACUGAUGUGGCCACAAAUGCCUGAUCUGACAGCCUCGAGGUGGACCCCUGGAACUUGGAAUCUGAACCCCUGCGGGCACCAGGGGAACUCUAAUUAGAAGAAUGACUUUGUCCCCAUCCCUUUCUCACUUCUAGAAUACUGUUCUUUCAAUAAAGCAAAAGAAGAGACUU
Molecule: messenger RNA, 1228 nt
Organism: Vicugna pacos (alpaca)
Lineage: Eukaryota; Metazoa; Chordata; Mammalia; Artiodactyla; Camelidae
Source: RefSeq, a predicted model, not a curated record